Microplitis mediator is the source of this 3804-nucleotide messenger RNA. RefSeq lists its product as uncharacterized. The transcript has 5 exons. Lineage: Eukaryota; Metazoa; Arthropoda; Insecta; Hymenoptera; Braconidae. The record is from RefSeq and is a predicted model, not a curated record. Bases 199 to 3804 code for a protein of 1201 amino acids.
UUAGAUCGCUAUAGAAAUUGUGACUGAGUAAUCAUAUUUUUUUUAUUGUUACUAAAAAACAUGUUUAUCACGUUAUCAACAUUACAAAGUCUUCAAAAACUCAUAAUAAUUAAUUACUCUAUUAGUAUUUAAAAAAAAAAUAAUAAAACAAUGGUUUUUACAUGGUGAUUAGACUAGUAAUUUAUUAAAAGAUUUAAAAUGUCAGAGGAGAUUGACAAGACAAAAUGUGAAGAGGAGAAAGAGGACAAAGAGGACAAGGAUGGAGACUUGGACCCAACAGAGCAAUUGCUUGAUCGAUUGCCAGAUUCGGCCACAACAAUGUGGGAGAUACCGCAGAUAUAUGAGUUCCUCUGUCUAGCUAAAUCAAGUCUACACAUUCAGCAUUUGUCGAUGUAUGAAAUGGAGCGGAUGCUCUUGAUACCACGUGUCUCAAAACAGUUAUCGAGCAUCAUGACGUGUCUGUUGAGUCCAUCCUUACCGCGGUCAAAACUUAAAAAAAUACCUCUGAUGCCGUACGAAUUCUGGACAAAUUAUCUGUUAGUUCACAAAGUUGCUCAGUGGUACAAAGUUUACCAGAGCAAAGAACAAGACUCGAUAAAAGUAUUUGAAGCAAUCGGAGUAGAGCCUGAAUUUUGGGAAAUAUUUCCUGAAGUUUCGUCAAUUGGAGAUCGUGAUUUUGAAGAAUUUAAUUUUAAACAACGUGUAUGGCUUCUUAAAACUGUUUGUGAUACUUUUAUGCAUUCGAAAAAAUCUUUGCAAGAAGAAGUGUCCAAUCGAUACUUGGAUGGUGAGAGUGAAAAGUUGUUGGGUCGCGACCGUUACGGUACGCGUUAUAUAUAUUUUCCAAUUUUCCUGGACAAUGAUCUUAGAAUAUACAAACACUGUAUGAAUAAUAAAGUAUUUUUAAAUGUAGUGCCUGUAAAAGCUAAAUUUAAACUUCAGACAACGCGAGUGAGAAAAAAACGCCGGGAAAGAAGACGAACAAACCGGUGGAAAAACGGUAAUUUGCCUACGCGGUCUAGAAAACGCGCGGUAUCUGUUAAAAAAAUAAAUGAUAAUAUAAAUAAUAGUACAAAUAAUGAUAAUGGUAAUGAUAACAAUAUGAUAGAAGAAAAUGAUAAGAAUAUGAUAGAAGAAAAUGAUAACAAUAUGAUAGAAGAAAAUGAUAACAGUAUGAUAGAAGAAAAUGAUAAUAAAGAAGUAAAUAUAAAUAGUAAUGAUAGUAAUAAUAAAAAUGAUGAGUCUAAUGUAGAAUUAAAUGUAGAUGUAAAUAAGGAAGUUGAUGUAUCAAAAGAAGAUGCACCAGUUGAACCAGAGGCUGUAGAGCCGCCAGCGGAGGAUGAGCCAAUAAAACCAGAGGAAACUAACGAGACUGAAGUGAUGACGAGGAUUGACGAUAAACCCCCGGUUGAUGACGAACUAAACGAAUGUUCGGUACGAGACGACGUGUCCAGCAGCUCAAAGACUGAUGAUGAGAAAAUAAAUGAAAUGUUGUCAAGUAACGUGAGUGUGAGUAAAGAAAACAAUUGCACGGGAUCUAAGAGCGACGAUGAAAAGUUGAUCGAAACCCAGACGCAUAGUGACGGCGAUAAUCAACCUGACAAUCAACCGCUCGAUCCUGCUCCGGAAGACGAGAGUAAGGAAAUUAAGUUCAAAGACGAGGAUAACAAUCAAGAGCUGGAUGAUGAUGAGUCUUUGGAAGACAAUUUAUGUCAAAGUGCAGCUGAGGAUGAUAAUAAGACCGGAAAUGUUGAGACUUGUAAGAAAAACAUGGAAAACUUUAAAAAUAUUCUCGCGGAUUUAAAGGGAUCAAAGUUUCAACUGGUUGCUGAUAGUAUUGAUUCUCUCAGGGAUUUAAUUUCUGAUCUUUAUAUCCAAAAUUCAUCAAAACCUCAUCAGCCUGUAAAAUGUGAGAUGCUUUUAAUUAGCAAGAUGCAGGCAUUACUUGACUCUCUUAAAUCAAAGGAGUCGAUACUUAAAGAAUCAGCGGCUUCAUCAAGAGCUAAGCUAUUGAGUGAGAAAAAAAAUUAUGAUCUAGGAAUAACUGAACCUGACGACUCUCUAAUUGAUGGCACCCGUACCUCCAAUUCAUGGGUACUCGGUUCUCAAGGUUGUCCUCUGCUCUCAUACAGCGACACGAUACUCCAGCGGCUGCUACAAGACGAAGAUAUUGAAAAAGAUAAAACUAAAAUAAAAGAAGAAAGCGAUAAAGACGAAUCAGAUAAUGAUACAAGAGAUGAGCCUGAGACGAGAAGAGUAUUAAGAGCUAGAGGAGUUUCUUCAUACAUUGAACCUUUUUCAUCUGAUUCAGACAGUGGGUCAAGUAAUUAUGAAGACUGGGUAGGAUUUGAGUCCGUUGAUCCAGCAACUGGAAUUCACAUAACACCUUCACCUCUCCAAGUGCCCGCUAAAACGCGCCUAGCAAACGAACAGUCAGAUGCGACGGAUUCUGAUAAAGAUUGGAUACUACCUAGUCGCCGUAAGCGAAAACGCAAACGAUCAUCACCCAGCAAACGUUCGAAGCCACCAGCCAGUAAAAUGCAAAAUGUAAGAGCUGACAUGAGUACGCCCGAAAUGACUCCAGAGUUCAAAGACCCGGUCUCUGAUCCUGUCGCGCCGGUACCAGUUCCCGAUCCAAUAAUUAAUAACAAUGGUCUCUUGACUUCUAUUAAAAUUGAAAGCGUUCAUUCGGUGCUGGACAUAAAAGAAGAAGGACCAAUAAUGGACAGUCAACCUGACCCAGUUCCCACUGGGAUGCAGCAAAAUUAUGUAUUAGUAAACACAGGAAAUGGACCAGUAAAUUACGUAGUUAUGCCACCGGAAAAUCCAUCAGUUGUUCCCCAAUCUCCGAUGAUUUCAGUCGUCCCUCAAGUACCCAUGCACUCAGGAUAUUAUAUGCCCAAUCCACCAGGUUAUCUGAUGCCCAAUCCAUCAAUGUCCAACCACAUCCACCCGUACGGCGAGCCCUCAAACCUACAGAUGAAUCAGCACAUGAUAAUCCAGCAGAAUCAAAAUUACAUGACUCCGCAGAAUAAUUACAUGUCUUAUCACCAGAUGAGAGCGCCACCAAUGUGUUCCACCCGGUACCAAGGACCAAUGAUCAAUCAACCUAUCAGAAUAGGAAUGGAACGACCACUACCUCGCGUUGUCCAGAACAGACCAAUCAACCUUCCCCCCCGUCCUCGUCAUCCUGAAGGCGCAGUAAUCAGAAGCACGGUACCCUUCCGGCCCAAUUAUCGUCCAGUAGCACCAGCACCAGCACCGCGACCUCGUCUCGUGGGCCCGCGGAUUCCCAACAGUCAUCAGCAGCCAAGAGCCAACCAACCGCGGCCUAUCAUGCAAAAGCCAAAUCAACCUAAAACCAAGACCACAUCACUUAUUGUUCUCAGUGACAGUGACGAUGAAAUAGAAAUGAUCAUCACUGAAAAACCCACAGCUACUGCAACAACUCCACAGAAAGUUGGACAAAAAAAUAACGCAGUGAUGCAAAAGAAAGUUAUUAAUAAAAAUAAUAAUAGCAAUAACGCUGCUCCAAAAGCUUCUGCCCCCGGUCAGGUAACGAAUAAAAGCGGACUGACACCGCAAAUUAUUGAGCGCAUGAAUCAAGGCGGUAUAUCAAUUACUCCCGUUAAACCUAAAUCACCAGCUAAAACAUCUCCGAUUUCGGCAACCCAACUUGUUGUCGUUGUCAAUGAAACCGGAAGCCAUUACGCACUAGCACUUCCCAAUGGCAGCAAAUUAAUACUCACUCCUGAACAAGUUGCACAGAUACGGGCUUCCAAUGGUGGUAAGCUAAUACUAUAG